ACGUCAAACAUACAUCAAAUAAAAUGUCAUCCAGAGAUUUAAUCACUACCAGCUAUUCAUAUAAAUAAUUCUCAGAAUAAUCUGGUUUCAUUUGUGUGAAGAAAAGAGCAGUGAUUAAAUUAUCUUAAGAAACUUAAUAAUGAAUCAAAUAAGAAGUCUGUUUAGUUUAUUUCAUCUCCUAAACUUUGCUUUUUCUGACCACCACAGCUUCACUUUGCUUGGCCCUGUACAAAGAGAUUUACCAAACACAGACGACGCAUAUCAAAAACUGAUCGAUUUGAAAAACUUCACAUUCCUCAUUAAUCCCAAGGUUUGUCGGAACUUCACGAAAUUGCUCCUAGUGACCAUAGUUUUUUCAAAAUGGACAUAUUUCGAAAAACGGAUGCAGAUACGAGAAAGAUGGGACGAGCCUGUGUGGACUAAAGUUAUAUUCCUCAUAGGUUUAACACCUGCAGGUGAUAUAUCUCAUGAUAUACAGAAAGAGAGUGAUAUAUACGGUGAUAUUGUCAUGGGUAAUUUCAUUGAUUCAUAUCGUAACCUGACUUAUAAACACGUGAUGGGUCUGAAAUGGGUGACGCAUCAUUGUCCCAUGGCGAAAUAUGUUUUAAAAGUGGAUGACGAUGUGGAAGUAGACCCAAAAAUGUUGAGGUUGCUGUUAACGCAACGACUGUCGCCAUGGGGUGCCAGAGAGCUGCUUGCGUGCAACUUAUUGUCUAACCUCAAAGUGCCAAGAAAGUCUACUGACGAAGACAGCCUUUAUAUAACUCAAGAAGAAUACCCGUUAUCUUAUUACCCUAUCAGCUGUUACGGUUGGGUAAUUCUGUACUCUCAAGACGUAGUGCGAUCGCUGCUGAGAGCCGCCCAAGCUUCGCCAUAUCUUUGGGUUGACGAUGUCUUCAUCACAGGAAUGUGUAGGUUGAAAAGUGAACUGUGUAUAACACCUAUCGGGGACUUAACUUCUUCAUGGAGACAAUUUCAGAUACACAUAUGGGCAAAUGCAACACAGAAAACAAAGGAAUUGGGAUUUCUUACUGAACCUAUAUUUCAUUUGAAGCAUUCUUAUGAUGAAAUUUUGUGAAAUCUGUUUAUAUCUACAAAUGAUUUAUUUAUAUAAGUAUUAAAAAAUAAAUUGUACAAUAAAAAAAUAUAUUUCCUUACCUAUUUUAAAACAGAGUUCUCUGCCGCGUCUGUAUGUCUGUUCACGGUAACCUCAAAAACUAUGGCACGGAUUUCAUC
Messenger RNA from Plodia interpunctella (Indianmeal moth), 1236 nucleotides. Its product is annotated as beta-1,3-galactosyltransferase 5-like. Lineage: Eukaryota; Metazoa; Arthropoda; Insecta; Lepidoptera; Pyralidae. Gene Ontology annotation, molecular function: hexosyltransferase activity. The transcript is spliced from 2 exons. The record is from RefSeq and is a predicted model, not a curated record. Gene Ontology annotation, cellular component: Golgi membrane. Bases 140 to 1078 code for a protein of 312 amino acids.